UGUCUACUGUUUUGUCUCUCGAACCGGAGCUUUGACAUGACUGGACACAUGACCCCAUAGCUUCGCGUGUUGAGUUCGUGUCUCCUUUGGUUGGGCAAGCACGUGAGGGAAGGAGGCGGCCCCCACAGCGCGCGAGAGCAGGGGGGCUGGGUUACGGGUAGUGGAGCGGCAGACUGGGGAGGCGCGCGAUAAAAGAAGAGGAGGAACUCUUGAAGCAUUAAAACAACUGUAUGCGAGAUCGGCGGCGGGUCAGAUUCUUCUGCUCAGAGCUGAUUCGGGGGACUAAUUCCUCUCUAAACGACAAGUCCGACGGCAGUCACCCUAGCCAGAGCGCACUGAGGUUUCAGGCAGUCACGCCAAGAUUUCAGGACUCCUCUUAACGAGCCUGGGCUCGCGGCUCCUUUGCUCACCUCCGCAAGCCGCCGGUGAAGAAAAUCGACGGAACUCCUGAUUUCAGCACCCGGGGGGAAGGACAGCUCCACUCCCUCCUCCCUCGCCUGCCAGACCCGCCACACUUUUCACCCCGCUAACAGACGCACGCUACCGUUUUCCUGAGCAGGUCCUGAACACUUCGCACAUAUGAGCACCCCUGGCUCAGCACGCAACUCAUCACAAGUGUUCGACUAACACACUACGACCAUCGGACGUCAGCGCUCCGACUUGAGCUCAAUAUGUACCAGGGCCAUUCGCAGGGGAGAGACGCUAGGGCCCAAGAUAAGGCGGUUGCCAUGGUGCUGAAGGAGAUUCCCACUAAGGCAUCCCCCGAAGGAAAACCCCUCCUCACCGCCACAACCAAGCUGGUGGGUGAACAGCAGGAGAGCCGUCCUCUGCUCAGCCCCUCCAUAGAAGACUUCCUGAGUGAGACCAAGAGCAACGCAACCUCCCGCCCCGUGACCUCCAACACUGCAGUGCUCUCCUCCUCGCUGGACCUGCUGGACCUGAGUGAGCCGGGUGAGAGGAGGAACAGUAAGGACAGGAAGAGCCCUCUGUCUGUGCGGGCCGAGGGGUCAAAGGUCACACUGCACAGGAAGAGAUCAGUAGAGACAGAGCUGAUCCAGGUGGACGUGGAGCAGACCAGCACCUCCUCACGGACACAGGAGAGGGAAUCAGGAAAUGCUCCCUCCCCUCUAGAGAAGUGGGAGGAGCUUAAUCCCCACCCUGAGAGAACUGGCAGCAGGAAGUGGAAGCUGGAGAGGAGACGCUCGUCCAAGAACUCAUCCAGCGAGCUGCUGUGGUCUGUGGACAAUAAGGCCCAGCUGGAUAUUGGUACUAAACCCACACUGGAGGUGAAUACCAAAGCUGAGGCCGAGGCCACCCCUGCUUCUCAGCUCCACAGGCAGUUUGUUAGUGGAAAACAUGGUCGUCUGGGUAAAGACCAGCGAUGGGGCAGCGCUCUGCUCUCAAGAAACCAGUCACUGGAAGAGGAGUUUGAGAGGGCCAAAGCUGCAGUGGAGUCAGACACAGAGUUCUGGGAUAAGAUGCAGGCAGAGUGGGAGGAGCUUGCCCGGCGGAACUGGUUGACGGAGAAUGAGCAGCCAGAGAUUCCAUCCAGCGUAUCACCAAUGGAGAAGGGCUACUACUUCCACACGGAUAACCCCUAUAAGGACUGGACCAACGCCUUUGAGGAGGGCGUGCGGAAGUCUCGUGAGGGCGACCUGCCCAAUGCUGUCCUGCUGCUGGAGGCGGCCAUAUUGCAGGACCCACAGGACUCUGAGGCAUGGCAGGUGCUGGGGAACACACAAGCAGAGAACGAGAACGAGCAGGCAGCGAUUGUCUCCCUCCAGAGGUGUCUGGAGCUGCACCCCAACCACCUGGCGGCGCUGCUGUCGCUGGCGGCGAGCCUGACCAACACUGGCAUGCGACAGGACGCAUGCGAGGCCCUGCUGCGCUGGCUGCGCCACAACCCUAAAUACAAACACAUCCUCAAGGGCCACACACACCUCCACCUGCCCGCCUCCCCCCUCACGCAGAGGAGGCUGUCCCGCGUCUCCAACAACAACAGCAGUUCUCUCCUGCCGGAGUUGAAGGAGUUGUUUCUGGAGGCGUCUCAGCACUCAGACUCCAUUGACCCUGACCUGCAGACGGGAUUGGGCGUCCUGUACAACCUCAGUCACGAGUUCAACAAGGCCGUGGAUGCCUUUAACGCAGCACUCUCCGUCAGACCAGAGGACUACCUGCUGUGGAAUCGCCUGGGGGCUACGCUUGCAAACGGGGACCGGAGUGAGGAGGCGGUGGAGGCCUACACCCGCGCCCUCCAGCUCCACCCAGGCUUCAUCCGCUCACGCUACAACCUGGGGAUCAGCUGCAUCAACCUGGGGGCUCACAGGGAGGCAGCGAGUAACUUCCUGACGGCGCUGAGCCUCCAGAGGAAGAGCCGCAGCAGCCAGCUGGCGCAGCAGGUGAUGUCGGGGAGCAUCUGGGCGGCGCUGCGCAUCGCCCUCUCCCUGAUGGACCAGCCCGAGCUCUUCCAGGCCGCCAACAUUGGGGACCUGGACCACCUCAUGCGCGCUUUCAACAUGGACAUGUGAUUGGCCCCGCUCCCCCCGUCCCUCCGCAACACCCCGCCGUCUGCACCAAUGAGAGUAGACAAACCCUUUACCUGUGGGAGGAGCAUAGGUUUGAGGGCGGGGUUUGGAUUUGUUUGUUUGUUUGUUUUUUAGUUUAUCUGUUUCCUGCGUACCACUGUAGCAUAGCUCUGACUGCUGUAGAUAGGGUUCCUGAACAGCAGCAGAAGUGAAUUGGCCUUAGAGAACUUAUCUAGAACUAGAGCUUAGAGCCUAGAGCCAAAGCCAGGCAGUAGAACUGCACAGCACCUUACAAGCGGAACUGGAGAGACGGAGCGCUGACCUUUAACUUAGGGGUCGAGAGGUCAUGUUGUAUUUGUCCAUCAUGGGAUGCCCUCUGACCUCUUUAGUGUUUACCUGCUGUCGUCCUGGAGAUGUCGCGCUGCAUGAGUCGAGACCCCUCCUGGAUCAGGUUUUUAGAAUGUUCUAGAAUAUUCCUCUGCUCUCUUCCUGUUUCUCUAAUCCUGAUGAUCCCACACACAAACACACACACACACACUCACUCACACACACACACUAACCCUUCCCGUUUCUCUAAUCCUGACGAUCCCACUGCCACUGGCCAGACCACAGGCACAGCCUUACACACACACACACACACACACACACACACUUCCUGUAGCUAGCUGUCUGGAGUGAAAGCCUUACUCCAGGUGCAUGCCAUAUUUAUCCUUCUCUGACUCUGGAGACCUCUGGUACAAACGUAAGCCAUCUCCUGCCUCUGGAUGCAGGUAUACUCCACACACACACACACACACACACACACACACACACACACACACACACACACACACAGACACAGACACACA
Messenger RNA from Clupea harengus (Atlantic herring), 3373 nucleotides. RefSeq names its product peroxisomal biogenesis factor 5-like a (gene pex5la). Lineage: Eukaryota; Metazoa; Chordata; Actinopteri; Clupeiformes; Clupeidae. Gene Ontology annotation, biological process: protein import into peroxisome matrix, docking. Gene Ontology annotation, cellular component: peroxisomal membrane; cytosol. The record is from RefSeq and is a predicted model, not a curated record. Gene Ontology annotation, molecular function: protein binding.